CUCCCUCCUUUCCGAUACGCCGCUAAUGUGAAUCAACCUGUUUCAACUUGGACAAAAAAAUACCUGCGGCCGAGGAAGGAUGCGCAUCGAAAGCGUCCCGGCUUAAGAUCGCCCGGAUCCAGCAGCGAGAAUGCGGCAGCGAGUGUUCAGCCUGCCGCGACAGCAGUCCCUGCUGCAGCCGGCUGUGCUCAAUCCCUUUGCGCAAGAUUUAAAACUCACAACGACCCUCAAACUCAAAUGCCUCUUUCUUGGUGUCCUCCUCGUCCCCCUCCGCUGCCUCCUGCUGCUGCUCCUGCUCCUCCUGGCAUGGCCCAUUGCCGCCGCGGCCACCCUGCUGCACCCGCUGAAGGGGAACGUGGAGCCCAUGUCAGGCUGGAGACGGUGCCUCUGCUGGGUGGUGCUGGCGGGAUUUGGCCGCCUGGCCUUCUUCAUCAUGGGUUUCCGAGUGUCUGUGCGUGGUCGGCGGGCUGGGGCCGCGGAGGCCCCCAUACUGGCUGUGGCCCCCCACUCCAGCUACUUCGACACCAUCGUGUGCAUCGUGGCCGGGGUGCCCUCCACCGUGUCUCGCACGGAAAAUCUGUCCGCGCCCAUCUUCGGACGAUUCCUGCGCUGUCUUCAGCCCGUGUUGGUCUCGCGCCUGGACCCGGACUCCCGUAAGAACACCAUCCUGGAGAUCGAACGGAGAGCCACCUCUCGGGGCAGGUGGCCACAGGUUCUAAUUUUCCCGGAAGGAACAUGCACGAAUCGGGCCUGUCUCAUUACGUUCAAACAAGGUGCCUUCAUUCCUCGAGUCCCAGUCCAACCAGUGCUCCUGCGAUACCCCAACAAGCUGGACACGGUGACUUGGACUUGGCAGGGGCCAAAAGGGAAGAUGCUCUUCCUCCUCACCCUCUGCCAGCUGUACAUCAAUGUGGAAAUUGAGUUCCUGCCCCCGGAGAUCCCUGGGGAGAAAGAGAAGGCUAACCCCACGUUGUUCGCAAACGCUGUGCGGAGCGUCAUGGCAACGGCCCUGCAUGUCCCCGUGACAGACCACACUUAUGAAGACUGCCGCCUGAUGAUCUCUGCUGGGGAACUAACCCUGCCCAUGGAGGCUGGCCUGGUGGAGUUCACCAAGAUCAGCCGUAAGCUGAACCUCAAGUGGGACAACGUGAAGAAGGAACUGGAGGGGUUCAGUGCCAUCGCGCAGUCCUGCCAGGGCGGCCGCAUCACCUUGGAGGAGUUUGCCCACUUCCUGAAGCUGCCCGUCAGCCCCCCGCUGCAGGAGCUCUUCAGCCUCUUUGACAGGAAUGGAGAUGGAACCAUCGACUUCAGGGAAUACGUCAUUGGGGUGACCAUCCUCUGCCGGCCUGCUAACAAUGAAGAGACAAUCCAGAUGGCCUUCAAGCUGUUCGACACAGACAAGGACGGGAGCAUCACGCACAGUGAGUUCUCGGCACUGAUCCGCUCCGCCCUGGGCAUCCCCGAGCUGGACGUGUCCCGGCUCUUCAGCGAGAUCGAUGCUGACAGCUCUGGACACAUCACCUAUGAGGAGUUCCGGACCUUUGCGCUGACCCAUCCUGAAUACGCCAAGCUGUUCACCACUUACCUGGAGCUGCAGCGGUACCAAGCCCUGCAGGGGACGGAGCCUGAUCCCAGCCAACCCACCAACAGCGUCUGCCCUGAGGACACGCAGGAAGGCAGCACCUCUGACAAAAAAGAGGAUUGACACCGGACUGGUGGCAGGAGUGAUGGUACUCAGUCUUGGUGAAACUGGUUGAGGCAAUGAAACAACCAGCCAUUAUCCAAUUUGCCCUUUAACCUCUUUGACACAGCCCUUUGACAUCUUUAACACAGCUCCUUCACCUCUUUGACACAGCCUUUAGACUUCUUUGACACAGCCCUUUGACCUCUUUGACACAGCCUGUUGACCUCUUUUACUCUGCCCCUUCACUCCUUUGACACAGUUCCUUGACCUCUUUGACGCUGCCCCUUCACCUCUUUGACACAGCUCCUUCACCCCAUUGACACAGCUCCUUCACCUCUUUGACACAGCUCCUUCACCCCUUUGACACAGCUCCUUCACCUCUUUGACACAGCUCCUUCACCCCAUUGACACAGCUCCUUCACCCCAUUGACACAGCUCCUUCACCCCUUUGACACAGCUCCUUCACCCCUUUGACACAGCUCCUUCACCCCUUUGACACAGCUCCUUCACCUCUUUGACACAGCUCCUUCACCCUAUUGACACAGCUCCUUCACCCCUUUGACACAGCUCCUUCACCUCUUUGACACAGCUCCUUCACCCCAUUGACACAGCUCCUUCACCCCUUUGACACAGCUCCUUCACCCCUUUGACACAGCUCCUUCACCCCUUUGACACAGCUCCUUCACCCCAUUGACACAGCUCCUUCACCCCUUUGACACAGCUCCUUCACCCCAUUGACACAGCUCCUUCACCCCAUUGACACAGCACCUUCACCUCUUUGACACAGCACCUUCACCUCUUUGACACAACUCCUUCACCCCUUUGACACAGCUCCUUCACCCCUUUGACACAGCUCCUUCACCCCAUUGACACAGCUCCUUGUACUUUUUGAAGUCUCCCAUUUUAGGAAUGUACAGUGAUUGCUGCUGCAGGUUUUUUUGUCCAAAGACAAAUGUCAUGUGUUUCCUGCUGCCCCCUGGGGUUAGGGUUAGGAAGCCUCUGCCCAUGCUCUGCUCUGACACUGCACUCCCUGUUUGACUUGCUAUGCUUUUUGCUGUUAACAAGCUUGCAGUGUGACCUUAGUAACCUGUAGACAGGUCUGCCAAAGUCCCAUAUUUCCAUAGAAAAAGACGUUUCCACAAUCAGGGCGGCCCAUAAGGGGGGAGAAAGGGAAGACUUUGAGGGGCCCAGAUGAUCAAUCUGCCAAAACCCCUCCCCCAAGAGGCCCAGUCUAUGCAGCCCUGCCUGUGGUGCUUCUAGGUGUAAGACACUGGGCUGUGGAUGGACGUAGUGACUUGGUGACUUUGGUGGCUGUCUGGUGUUCUGUUGCUUGAGAAGUGGAAAAGAUGAGUAAUCGUCCAACAGACUUACGAUGAGUUUAGAAGGAAAUGGAGACUUGGAAAGAACCCGGAUGGCUUUCGCGUAAUAGCAGAUGUGUGUUUAGUGAGAUUUUAUGUUUCAUUGUGGUGACUGUUUAGUGGAACAAAGCCAACAGGUGUUCCUGAAAUAAGUAGCGUAGAGUCAUUUUUUAAAUAUUCCAAUUUCCAAUAAACUUUUACACUUUG
Molecule: messenger RNA, 3249 nt
Organism: Brienomyrus brachyistius
Lineage: Eukaryota; Metazoa; Chordata; Actinopteri; Osteoglossiformes; Mormyridae
Gene: lpcat2
Product: lysophosphatidylcholine acyltransferase 2
Exons: 14
Coding region: 131-1705 (524 amino acids)
Cellular component (GO): endoplasmic reticulum
Molecular function (GO): calcium ion binding; 1-acylglycerophosphocholine O-acyltransferase activity
Source: RefSeq, a predicted model, not a curated record